GUGCCUGGGAUGGUUCUGGAUCGCUCCCACCAUUGGUCUGCGUGCCACACCGCGGACCAUCGCGAGAAUCGAACAGGGUCGCGCAUUAUACGCGUAGUGUAGCCUGCCUAAGGAGACGACACGUAUUUACACACACGCUGCGAUACGAAAUUAUUCUCCUGUAAUUCUCGUCGUUUGUUGGAAAUUCAAAUUACACGGAUCUAUAUAUAUGGUAUGGAGGCGCGGGCGUCGAUAAAGAGGUGUACGCACGAUCGAUCAAGAAUUCAAUCGUGCAUGUCACGUAGUUGUUAACCCAGCGUCAACAUCUUCGAGCGCCGCCAAGCAUCGCACGUGAAAAUUCGUAAAGUGCAUGCGUGCGCAUCGUACGAGGCGCGCCUAUAGGUUUCGGAACGCGCGCCAGGCGAACGCACGAUCCAUUCAAUUCUUACGGCCCUGCCACGGUUAGUAUAUCGUGGAAUUUCGCGGCCGAGCAAGUCAACGGCCUUAUCACUCGUUCGCAUUCAUGCCUUGAGAACGAGCCGUGUUCGUUUUUUCUUUUUUUUAUCGGCUGUCCACAGGAGAGACGAGAUCUACAGCAUCGGUCGGGUAAUUGGAGGAAAAUUUUCAAAUUUUCAUCGUUACGUUUCUCUCUCUCUCUCUCUCUCUGUCUCUCUUGCGUAGAGAGAAAGAUCGAUCUACGACUCGAUCGUCGGAUCUGAAAGAAAGAAAGAGAAAAAAGAGAGAGAUCGUUAAGUAAGAAAGAAGACGGAGAAGAAAAGAAGAGGGCGCCAGUACAGAUAUAUCGGUGAGUGUGACUGGACGGAAAGACGUGGGCGAUUCCCAAGUACCGGCCUCCUGGUCCGUCGUGUCGUUUCGAGUGUGUCAGUGAGUUUGUGGAGGCGAACCUAACCUAGUCGUCGGGUGCGCACUAUCGAUCAAAAAGCCAUCGGUUCAAAGAGGACCCUCUUUUCUUUUUCUUUCUUUUUUCGAAAUACUAGCCACGUAUACUCGUAAUUCGACAGUCGGCGCCAAACGACGGUCCUGUGCGUGUCGUUAAAUUUCGCGCUCAAUUACGGCUGCGGACUGUACGUCGGACGUUGCGUGGUACGGGCGUGAAUUUAAAGAGAAAACCGUUUUUCGGCACCUCGCGCGUGAAAACAGAGACGGAGAAAGUUGAGGAUAAUCCUCGGCGAGGAGCCGAAAGAGACAGAAGCAAGCGGUGACAGCGACGACUGGAGAUCAGAAGUGAUCGUGUUGUGCGUCGGAAACGAUUCUAUGCGGCAAAAUGAUGGAGACACAGAAUUACUGGGAGGACAACUCCGCUCAUUCUAUGCAAGUGAAGUACGAGAGUCUGGAUGGUAGAUCUUGCAAGGACGAAAUAUACAGGAUGGGAAUAGGCGCUGGAUAUUGCGAGGGGAACUUGAAUUUCGCGACAGCCUCCGAGGAUGACGAGGUUUACACCAAGAAGAAGGUGUCCAGGCAAGAUCCGAUGUCUCACAGGAUUAUCGAGAAACGGAGGAGGGAUCGUAUGAACAACUGUCUGGCCGAUUUGAGCAGGCUCAUACCGGCCGAGUACUUGAAGAAAGGUCGAGGAAGAGUGGAGAAGACCGAGAUCAUCGAGAUGGCCAUUCGCCACAUGAAGCAUCUGCAAGGUCUUCGGCAAGAAUCGAAACAUCCUGCCGUGACGUCAGUUCACACUCACCCUGAGGACAGUGUGGACAGUGUCUCGCACUCGACCAUCGCGUCCACCGCGGCCGAACACUACAGGCUGGGCUUUCAGGAGUGCCUCAGCGAAACCAUGCAUUUCCUCGUGGAGGUGGAGGGUUUCUUUGCCAGAGACUCGUUGUGCGUUCAACUGAUCAACCAUCUGCAGCAGCAUUGCGAGAAGAUCUUGGCUACCAGCGACAGGCUAGGCUUCCCCCAUCCGGAGAUGCCUACGGCGAACGGUGUGACGAACGGGUCGAGUUACGCUCACAGUAGCAUUCCGACGAUAUGUCAGCCGAACGGUCACUCGGAUCACGGCUCGAGCUCCGGUGCAAGUUCCUUCGGCGAUCCGGAACGUCCUCUGCGCCCGGCGAUCAUCCCACCGCCAGCGAUCGUCAGCGACGACAGCAACCACAGCACCCACUCGCACAGCACGCCGCCGAGCACCAGCCUCUGCAAGCCUUCCAACUACAAGUUCAAAAGCUCCAUCAAGCAGAGGUUCUCCGCGGAGAGGAUAAAGUCGAGCCCGCCGCCGGCCACCAGCAUGGAGAAGCCGUCAGCGUCUCACGGUGUGCCGAUCUUCGCCCUGCACGACGGUGGCGCAUUCUACGUCCCGUUGACCGUCGAGGCGUCGCUGUUGAGGCCGCAUCUGGGCUUCGUCUCGGACACCGGACCCGACACCGUGCUACACCCAGUCACCAUAUCGGUCAACUUCAACCAUUCGAGUCCGCCACCAGUGUGGUCGCACCACCAUAGUCCAACGCAUCAGCAACAGACAUAAACGUGUUGGGGAUCGUGUUCGAAUGUGAACCGUGUAUAUGUGGCCCGGUCUCGCUCGUUCCAACCACGUUCUGUUCGCGUACGCGCGACUUUUGAAACUGAUGAUGCGUUCACUCUGAAUCCGUGUCUCGCGGUGAAUGAGAACGAGCGACCGAACGAACGAUCAUGCGUGAGCGUGUUCGACGACCCACCGAGAAUCGGUCGACGUCGCACGAUCAUAUCGCGCGGUUUUCAACUUUCAAUUCUAGUUUCUUUAUAGCUGUUAACGUCAGAGGUUAACGCUACGUGUUCAACGCGUUUUUUCUCACGGACGGAAGAAGGUGUCGAGGAUGGUUCUUUCUUCUUUUCUUUUCUUUUCUUUUUUUUUUUCUUUCGUAUAUUUACCGAGGCUGUGGGUUGUCUUAGCAUUUACGAGAUUAUUCGAGAGAGAGAGAGAGAGAGAGAGAGAGAGAUGCAGAGAUGUCGUUAGGUAGAGAUAGAGUAUUAGGGUUGCUUUAGCUUCGGUGUGUUUUCCCUUUCAUCGAUAUAUCGUCGCUCCUCCCUCAUCUUUCUUUUUCUUUUUUGUUUCUUCUUCUCAUCCUCUGUCACGUAAAUCUUCGUUUCGUUGUAUCUCUCCGUAUCUCAUCCGUUUCAUCCCUCUCCCGUGCUUCAUUUUCUCCUCCAUUCUCAUCGGCUGGGCAAAUGUGUCGCGCGGUGAACGACACAGUCACGACUCGUAUCGAACUCGAGUUACGCGGAACCAACAGCCGUGAUUAGUAUUAAAUACAGACAACUCGAUGUAUCUAGACACACGUGUCGUCGUACUGUUUCGCGAGAACUGGAGAUCCUGCGGAUAUUACUCGCAAACACACGUUCGAUCGGCCGACGAAAUUCUGUUUUCGAAGCGUAAGUUAGCCGACAGAAGUGCCUGCAAUAUUUUCAGUUUACAGAUUCCGUUUAUGUGAUCGUGUUCCGUACGUACGGAAGAGAAAGUGGUUUUGUCGUUUUUUUCUCCGGCGGACAAUUCUGUGUCACGUUCGAUCGCAGAAAGAGGAUCGAAAGAGUCUGCUCGGCGCCCUGGGCAAACGGGCCUCGGCAAUUAAAGACUGACCAAGACCUGCAUUACACUAAAUUCUUGUAAGAUCAUUGCAUUAAAUAUAUAUAUAUAUAUAUAUAUAUAUAUACACAUAUACAUAUAUAUAUUUGUACAUACCACGUUUAGUUGUAAUGUUAACGAAGAAUUUAUGCGGAAUAAAUUAUAUUUACCAUA
Frieseomelitta varia is the source of this 3712-nucleotide messenger RNA. RefSeq names its product transcription factor cwo (gene cwo). Bases 1265 to 2464 code for a protein of 399 amino acids. Gene Ontology annotation, cellular component: nucleus. The transcript is spliced from 5 exons. The record is from RefSeq and is a predicted model, not a curated record. Gene Ontology annotation, biological process: regulation of transcription by RNA polymerase II; anterior/posterior pattern specification; regulation of circadian rhythm. Gene Ontology annotation, molecular function: RNA polymerase II cis-regulatory region sequence-specific DNA binding; protein dimerization activity; DNA-binding transcription factor activity, RNA polymerase II-specific. Lineage: Eukaryota; Metazoa; Arthropoda; Insecta; Hymenoptera; Apidae.